Messenger RNA from Mycena citricolor, 534 nucleotides. NCBI's taxonomy places the organism in Eukaryota, Fungi, Basidiomycota, Agaricomycetes, Agaricales, Mycenaceae. The record is from the annotation of a GenBank genome assembly.
CGCGAACAGACUCCUCAAUCGGUUCGCGACAGUGCCUCAGCCAGUGGGCGUCUUCAAGAGAGGCCCCGCCGUAUGCGGCUUGUACAAGCCUUCACUGGCGGCGCCGGAAACGCUGGCGGAGAAACGCAACAGUGUCCGAUCAACUGCAGUGUCCGGGGGAGUGCGCUGGCGACUGGUCGCAGCAAGGCUAUUUGGGCCCCUGGAACGCCUCGGAAAUGCCGAGUCAUAACAUAUUCAGGCCGAGGCGAUCGACAAGAUUGUCGUCGUCACCCACAGGUUCGAAUGUCCUGUAUGAGAGGCGGACCUCGUCCUGUCGGUCCCAGGAUUUCCACACAUCGUAUACAUGUCGCGAUGUUACUUUGCAGGUCACGCAGGAUGGCAGGAUAGUCCACGUGGCUCCCACAUUCAGUUGAUGCACGUGGCAGCGAAAUGUCAGAGCUGAGAGCGGUCUGUCUACUGGUUGUCCAUGCCGCGAAUACAUGGAGAUGUUGGAUGCGCAGGCGACAUUUCAAGAGAACACAUUUCUAAUAUCUU